AUGGCUUCAGGUGUUACUUGGCACUCUGAGCUUUCAUACCAUCAUGGUACUUUAAUAAUCAACUACGACUACGAGCAUUCCGAUGUCAAAUACCAUAUUUCCCAGUACGCCCCUAUUACCCGAGGAAUCGUAUUCAAUAUCUGCUUCCCCGAACCAGAUAACGACAAUUCCGGUCUCAUAAGAGUCGAGCGAGAUCUCUCUGAAAUAAUCGAAACUCUCAACGACGAAUUCGACUUAUGUAGAACUGAUGUUGUAUUCUGGCUACGCGAAUAUGAUAUUUCUCUGGGAUGCGAAGACUCAACACCUGUACGCGGUGCAUCCUACGAACCUCCAGCUCUCUCUUGA
Messenger RNA from Botrytis sinoallii, 345 nucleotides. RefSeq lists its product as uncharacterized. The transcript has a single exon. NCBI's taxonomy places the organism in Eukaryota, Fungi, Ascomycota, Leotiomycetes, Helotiales, Sclerotiniaceae. Bases 1 to 345 code for a protein of 114 amino acids. The record is from RefSeq and is a predicted model, not a curated record.